GAGGCCUUCGCGAGUGACUCCCCGCCGCGACUUGUUCUGCCCCGCGGCGACCUCUCCAUUAUUUGUUUUAACUAGGCUACUUGAAAGCUUUCGAAAACUCCCCUCUAGCCAGUAUGAGUGACCAGGUUGCUAAGCCCGACGAGGGCGUGAACAACAAUGUUCUCGAGGUCAAGGAUCAGGAAGUUGUCGAUACUAGUGCAGAGGCUGGUGAGGAGACCAAUACCACUACCCAGGAUGCUCCCGCGGUUGAGGAAGAAGAAAAGACCGACGGAGUUAAGGCUGAGAAAGACGCGGCCGAGGGAGAGACAGGAACUAAGCGUCCUAAGGGGAUGUUGAAGGUCAACAGAAAGGGCUGUGAGACCAGACAGAAGUCGGAUGCUUCUAUUCUUCCCGACUCGGACAAUCCUUAUGAAAUCCGCAAGCAGGUCGAAUUCUACUUUAGCGACAGCAACUUGCCUGGCGAUAAGUUCCUGUGGAGCCAGACCGAUGGCUCUAACAACAAACCAGUGCCACUCUCCGUGAUCUGCAAUUUUUCGCGCAUGCGUCGAUUCAAGCCUUACUCAGCUGUAGUUGACGCCCUCAAAGCUAGCAAGCACCUUGUUGUGGAAGGAUCCGAAGGCGAAGAGACAAUCCGCCGAAAGCAGCCUUACAAGCCAGCCGAUGACAGGCAGCGCCAGAUUGACGAGCGCAGCGCCUACAUCAAAGGGUUCGGUGAAGAGAAUUCAUCCACCCAGUUCGACAUCGAGGCAUUCCUAGCCCAAUAUGGAGAGUUCAAUUCCGUACGCCUUCGAAGAGCGGAGGAUGAUAAGAAGUCAUUCAAGGGUUCCGUGUUUGUCGAAUGGGCUGACAAAGAUACCCUGGAUAAGUUCAUGGCUUUAGAACCUAAGCCUCUAUGGAAGGAGCACACACUGGACAUCAAGACAAAGCUUGAAUAUAAGGCAUUUAAGGCACAAGAGAUCCGUGACGGCAAGAUUCCGAUGAAGGGUUCUAACCACUUUGGACGUUCUCAGCGUGGCCAUCGCGACGGUGGUGGCCGGGGCCGAGGGUCUCGUGAUAAUUAUCGAGGUUCUGACGCUAAUGACUGGAAAAAACGUCGUGACGAGGAUCAGCGGAACGGCUUCGAGGACCGUCGUGGUCGCCGUGAUCAUCGUGGACGAGGCCGAGGCCGAGGCGGUGGCAACAACCGUGGACGGGGUAGAGAUCGUGCUCAGAACGAUAACGGUCGCUCGAAGGAACAAGAGCAACCCGUCUCACGCGAUGAUGGUAGACCUAAAAUCAACACGAGCAAGGAAAGUGAGAAGAUUAUGAAGGAGGAGAAUGCCAAGAGCAACACUGAUGCUCAGGCAAAUGGAAAGCGUGCUAGAGAUGGAGAUAGCACAGAUGCACCUCCUACAAAGAAGGUCGAUACCAAGGAGGCUGUUGCUGAUGUUGCAUGAGCAAACUGAAGCAACUUAUUGAUUCGUCAUAUACGAAUUACAUACCCCUUCUUCGCGUCUUUAUUUCACAUUGAUUCCCACAAUUUUCAUCACUCCUCCUGUAUGUCAUUGCACUUGAGGCACUCAGCUUUGCAUUUCAAGGUCGGA
Messenger RNA from Daldinia vernicosa, 1583 nucleotides. RefSeq lists its product as uncharacterized. Gene Ontology annotation, cellular component: nucleus. The record is from RefSeq and is a predicted model, not a curated record. Gene Ontology annotation, biological process: RNA processing. Gene Ontology annotation, molecular function: mRNA binding. The transcript is spliced from 2 exons. NCBI's taxonomy places the organism in Eukaryota, Fungi, Ascomycota, Sordariomycetes, Xylariales, Hypoxylaceae. Bases 114 to 1436 code for a protein of 440 amino acids.